Molecule: messenger RNA, 1758 nt
Organism: Prinia subflava (tawny-flanked prinia)
Lineage: Eukaryota; Metazoa; Chordata; Aves; Passeriformes; Cisticolidae
Product: 2'-5'-oligoadenylate synthase 1-like
Exons: 6
Coding region: 107-1660 (517 amino acids)
Biological process (GO): negative regulation of viral genome replication; regulation of ribonuclease activity; defense response to virus
Cellular component (GO): nucleoplasm; cytosol; membrane
Molecular function (GO): 2'-5'-oligoadenylate synthetase activity; double-stranded RNA binding; protein binding
Source: RefSeq, a predicted model, not a curated record
GCUGCUGCAGCCAGGCGCAGGCUGUGGGGGGAGAUAGCUGCAGGGAGCAGUAAACGUAGGAGGCAGCAAGUCAGAAAAGGGCAAAAGGAGAGACACACCUGUCACCAUGGAUGUGGACUGGGUGGAAUCCAUGAACGGACUGAGAACAGUAACCACCAAGAACCUGGAUACCUGGAUUAUGAACACCCUGCAGCCCAGCACAGCUUUCACCACGCAGGUGAAGAAGACAGUGAGGGAUAUCUGUGAAUUCCUGAAGAGGGAGUGCUUUGAGGAUGGAAUCGACGUCCAAAAGACCGUCAAGGGCGGGUCAGCAGGAAAGGGCACAGCUCUGAAGAACAAAUCUGAUGCUGAUGUGGUGCUCUUCGUCAGCCGCUUAUCCAGCUACCAGAAGCAGAAGGAGAACAGAAAGGAGAUCCUGGAUUUGAUCAUGAAAAGCCUGAAGGCCUGCAAGGAGAGCUCGCAGUUCACUGUGUCCAUCAGUGAACCCAAGUACAAGGGUCCUGACAGCAUGCCACGCUCGCUCAGCCUUACUCUGUUCUCUAAGAUGACUGGAGAAUCUAUUGAUGUGGACAUCCUGCCUGCCUAUGAUGCUUUGGGGCAGGUGACCCAGGAUGCCCCACCAAAUGCAGAAGUGUACGUGGAGCUCCUGCAUGCCUGCAUCCACCCUGGGGAUUUUUCCCCCUGCUUCACUGAGCUGCAGAAGAAGUUUGUGAGGCGUUGCCCUGCCAAGCUGAAGAACCUUGUGCGCCUGGUCAAGUACUGGUACAAGGAGGAGCUGAGUCCACAGUACCCCAAUGCAAACCUGCCCCCUAAGUAUGCCCUGGAGCUGCUGACCAUCUAUGCCUGGGAGGAGGGCACAAGCUCCCGCGACUCCUUUGACACGGCUCAGGGCUUCCGCACAGUGCUGGAACUGCUGCGCCGGCACAGCGAGAUCUGCAUCUACUGGGAGAAGUACUACUCACUCCAGCACGGAGAGAUUGGUGCCCAUGUCAAGAAGUUGCUGUGCAGGCCCCGCCCUGUCAUCCUGGACCCUGCUGACCCCACGGGGAUCCUGGGCCAAGACAAGAACUGGAACUUGAUGGCACAGGCAGCUGCCAGCUGCUGCCUCUCACUGCCCUGCCUUGAAAAUGUCCAGCCCUGGGAUGUGCAGCCAGCCCGGCCCGUGACCAUAGAGGUGAUGCAGCUGUCAGGCACCAAAAUGACAAUGCGUGUCAGCCCCUACACCACCAUCGGGCAGCUGAAGGAGAAGAUCCAUCAGAACUGGGGCAUCUCACCAUACAGGCAGCGCCUGGCACACCAGGAGUGUGCUUCAGGCAGAAGCAACGUCACCCUAGAGGACUGCGAUACCCUGGCCAAGCAUGGCAUCUUCUACAACACCACGCUGGUGCUGCUGCAGACUGAGCCCCAGAAGAUGCAGGUCUUGGUCAAGGAUGAUAAGAAUCGGACCACUACCUACACAGUGCUGCCCACUGACACCGUCCGACAGCUGAAGGAGCAGAUCCAGGCCCGGCAGGGGCCUUCUGCCAAUGAGCAGCGCCUGACCUAUGGCUCCAGGGAGCUGGAGGACUGGCACACCCUGGCACACUAUGACGUCAAGCCCAUGAGUACAAUCUAUAUGCUCCUGCGGCUCCGCGGGGGUGCAGCCCCCCAGCUCCCCUAGUUCCCUGCCUGCUUCCCCUCCAGAGCAUUGCCCUCAGCACCAGCCCAUGCCCCUGUGUACCCUCCUGUCAUGCUGGAAAUAAAUAUUUAGUAAAUCCU